This is a messenger RNA of Paramecium sonneborni, 1786 nucleotides long. NCBI's taxonomy places the organism in Eukaryota, Ciliophora, Oligohymenophorea, Peniculida, Parameciidae. The record is from the annotation of a GenBank genome assembly.
AUGGAUUAACAAAUUCAACUAAAGGAGCAUUUGAAGAGAGUACAUUAAUAAUUAAAGUCUGCUGGGAAUCUUCAGGCUAAGAUUCACAACAUACAUUAAUUGUUAUAAUGUCCACCUGAUUUUUUGGAUAUGUAUUAUUUAAUAUUAAUUUGAGGUUUGCAUAAUCUAAUUCAAUGAAAAUAAUUACAUAGUAUUUAAAAGAUUCUUUAAAAUCUAUUUAAAUAAAUGAAGAUUUGAUUGAUAAAAUUUUAGCUCUAUUAACUAGAAUGAAUUUAAGUGAAGAAAUCUUUCGAGAAUCAGAAAUUGCUUAACCUCUAUAUAAAAUAAAAGAUAAAAAACUAUUUGAUAAUAUAAGAUCUCCUAUGAUUGAAUAAAUCUAAUAGAAAUGGUCAAGAUGUUUUAUAAAAUAUAAAGCAUGGCUUGAAGAAUGGAAAAGAAAUAAUAAUUAAAAGGAUAAAUAAGAAGAUCGCAAAAAAAAGGGGAAAAGAAAUUAAUCAUCAAGUUCUAGUGAGUCAUCUAAUAAAAAAAAGAAGAAUAGAAAGAAAUUUGUUAGGUAAUAAUUAAAAAUUUAAUUGAAUAGAUUUUAAAGAGAUGAACUCUUACUUAAUUAUAAAUAUUUUAAGAGAGAAGAUGAACCUAAUUAAAGAGGAAUGACAUAAGAGGAAGUCAUUUAAUUUUAAAAACAAUUUGCUGGUGAAUUUAAAAGAAUUAAUGGAGCAUACAAUAUAAAACAUAGAGAAUCAUUAAUGGAAGGAUAAGAACAUAGAAUUUAAUAAGACAAUAUCUAACAAAUGAUAGAAUAAAUACCAUUUUUUAAACCUGCAAGUUUAAUAUUAUCUUCUAUUUCUAGAAUUACUUUUGCAAUUAUAAGUAUCUUAUGAAAGUAAUUACAUUGAAACUGCUAUUUAAUAAAAAAGAACAGAAUCAAAAAUGUCUGCAUUUUAUAAUAGAGAUGUAAAAUAAUAUAUAUAUUUAUUAUUAGAGUAUUCCAGAUUAGCCUGGAUAUAAUGAAAUUUGUAAUACUUAAUCAGGAUUAUAACCAAAAAUUAUACAUUUAGAUCCUCCAAAAAGAGAGGAUCUUAUGUAUAUGGUUUAGAUUAUUUGUAAUAGAGGUUUAAAAGAAUUAGAAGAAAAAAAUAAAAAUGCUAAUAAAAAAUAAAUUAAGGGAAUUCUUAAAAAACCUCCUGAAGAAUAAGUCAAAUAGAAGGACGUCUUAAACUAAGCAAAAUAAGACUUACAACCUAAAAUACAAUAAUUGGUUGUAAUGGUUGAGUAAAAGCAUUAGCAUAGCCAGGAAAGCAUUCGUAUUAAUAUUUCAUUAUUUAAGUAACUUUAUUACAUGAUAUUAUAUAAAAAUUAAAGGAUAUUGGUGAGGAAAAAUAUAUAAAAAAUUUUAAAUCUGUCAUUGAAACUAAAUUGAACGACAAACAAACUAUAAUGAGUGAAAUUGACCGUAAUAAGGCUCAAUAAGAUUAGCAAAGACUUCGACUUGAGCAAUUAUAAAAUGUCAACCCUGCUCAAGCAUUAAGAAUAAGAGCUUACAAAACCAAGAAUUGUCACAAUUUUCAUUCUUCUACAGGUUGCGCAAGAGGAGAUAAUUGCAAUUUCAUUCAUGAUUCUCGCUAUCCUGGAAGACCAGCACCAACUCUUUAAAAUCCAAACUUCCUAAAUAAAACUUUAUAUCCUUUAUCCAAUAUGGCUAUUAUUGUUCCACCUCUGCUUCAAUAACUUAAUCCUGCAAUUCUGCUAGGAAGACAAAAAAAGUAUGAAAGUCUAUGAGUCAAAC